AUGGAAGGAAGUAAGGAUGCCUGUCGAGGCAGUGGAGUUGGCGCCAUCGUGCUUGGGGCGAGCUUGGGCUUCUCGUCGCCGACCAUGGCUGCAGUGUACAAUGCGAGUCAAGGGGACGAAGGAAGAGGAUGUGUUGAUUGGCAAGGUCAUGAAAUAUCAGAAAACGCAAAGAUGCUCAACUGCGAGCUUGCGCUGUCAGACAGCAUGUCGUCCUGGUUUGGCUCCCUUAUCAACAUCGGAGCUCUUCUAGGAGCCAUGGUGUCCUCCAGCCUGCUGGAUCGCUUUGGCAAGAGGGCGGGGAUGUUGCUGCUUCACAGUCUCUACGUCGUUGGGUGGGGUCUGUGUGCUGGGGCCCCUGGUCAUGCAGCCACAUCGUUGGCGAGAGCAGUGGAUCGCGGGCAGGUUGUCAUCAUGCUGGUGCUCUCAAGGCUCUUCAUCGGCAUCGCCGUCGGCAUCGCCUGCGCCUCCAUUCCCAACUAUCAAGUCGAACUUGCGCCUACGAAUCUUCGAGGAGCGGUCGGGAGUCUCUUCCAGAUCUCCGUCGUGCUGGGUCUCUUCUUCGUCUACCUCGCCGGCUGCUUCCUCGACUGGCGCUCCAUGGCGGUCGCCCUGGUUGUACUCUCUGCUGGUGGCCUCCUCCUCCUCCUCUUCCUCCCCGAGACUCCCACCUGGCUAGCAAGGAAAGGCAGGUUGCGUGAAGCUCGCGCAGUGCUGGAACGAGCGAGGGGAGGGGGCGCUUACGAUUUCGAGCUGAAUGGACCACGAGAAGAGCAAGGAGUAGACGCCGGAGGAAUCCUCAGCAAGAGAUGCCGCAAGCCGCUGCUGAUUGCCGUCGGGUUGAUGUUUGUGCAGCAAUGGAGCGGGAUCAACGCGGUCAUGUUCUUCUGCGGGAGCAUCCUGCAGAGCGUGUUCUCGGACUCAGCGGAGGCAAACGAGUACUCCAUCGGCAUCCAAGCCCUCCAGGUCCUCGUUACACUCGUGGCUGCUCGCUUCAUGGACUCGGUCGGUCGGAGGCCUCUGCUGCUGGUGGCAGCCCUUGGGCUGAGCUUGUCCUCGCUCUCACUCUCUCUUUUCUACCUCGUCGGCCAGCAGUGCGACUCUCAGGGCUGCUCGCAGGUCAUCCCCAAGCCCGUCGCCGUCGCCUCCUUGUACGCUUACAUCCUCUUCUUCUCCUGUGGCAUGGGCGCCAUCCCCUGGUUCAUCCUCGGCGAGAUCUCUCCUCCUCAUGCACAAGCCAGCAUCAGCGCCAUCGCGACGUCAGUCAACUGGAUCCUCUCCUUCUCCAUCACCAAGUCGUUGGAGCCUCUGACUGAGCUGCUGGGCGGGGCUGGGGAGGGGCUGGGGAAGGUUUUUCUCUUCUACAGCUGCGUCUGCCUGCUGGGAGCCUGCUUCAUCCACGCGUUCGUGCCGGAGACCAAGGGGAAGAGCUUCGAGGAGAUUCAAGCGAUGCUGCACGGAGAGAGCGCGGAGAAGCAAGAUUUAAAAACAGCAGCAUGA
Messenger RNA from Guillardia theta CCMP2712, 1497 nucleotides. RefSeq lists its product as hypothetical. The transcript is spliced from 4 exons. The coding region runs from base 1 to 1497 and encodes 498 amino acids. Gene Ontology annotation, molecular function: transmembrane transporter activity. Gene Ontology annotation, cellular component: membrane. NCBI's taxonomy places the organism in Eukaryota, Cryptophyceae, Pyrenomonadales, Geminigeraceae. Gene Ontology annotation, biological process: transmembrane transport. The record is from RefSeq and is a predicted model, not a curated record.